Capsicum annuum is the source of this 1318-nucleotide messenger RNA. RefSeq names its product ferritin-2, chloroplastic. The coding region runs from base 215 to 961 and encodes 248 amino acids. The record is from RefSeq and is a predicted model, not a curated record. NCBI's taxonomy places the organism in Eukaryota, Viridiplantae, Streptophyta, Magnoliopsida, Solanales, Solanaceae. Gene Ontology annotation, cellular component: cytoplasm. Gene Ontology annotation, molecular function: ferrous iron binding; ferric iron binding. Gene Ontology annotation, biological process: intracellular iron ion homeostasis; iron ion transport. The transcript has 8 exons.
UCUAGGUUUAGGUAUACCACGAGUCUGCCACGCGCUCCUGUACAAUAGUUAAUCCUGUCCAUCCACGUGUAAACCAUCCAACGGUCAUCGUCCUCUCCUGUCCGGUUCUUAAUCUACUAGACUUAUUGCCUUUUCAUUUUCCUUGCAUUUCUCUACAAACUUCUCAUCUUCAAUUUCUCUAGAAUUUCUCUAUACAAUCAACAUAAUCAUCAUCAUGCUUCUCAACAUCUCUCCUGCGUUUACGUUGUCGAAAACCCAUGUGGAAAUUCCGAGUCCCCUGUUGAAUUUUUCUGCAAAAAGUGGGAAUGGAUUUGUUGUAUGUGCUUCAAAGGGCUCGAAUAGCAAGCCCUUAACGGGUGUUGUUUUCGAGCCCUUUGAAGAGGUGAAGAAAGAGCUUAUGCUUGUGCCUACUGGUCCUCAAAAAUCUCUCGCUAGACAAAAGUAUACUGAUCAAUCUGAAGCUGCUAUUAAUGAACAAAUCAAUGUGGAAUACAAUGUUUCAUAUGUUUACCAUGCAAUGUAUGCCUAUUUCGACAGAGACAAUGUUGCUCUCAGGGGGCUUGCCAAGUUUUUCAAGGAAUCCAGUGAAGAGGAAAGGGAGCAUGCUGAAAAGUUCAUGGAGUAUCAGAACAAGCGUGGUGGGAAAGUGAAGCUGCAGUCUAUUUUGAUGCCACUAUCUGAGUUUGAUCAUGCUGAGAAGGGGGAUGCAUUGUAUGCAAUGGAGCUUGUACUUUCUUUGGAGAAGUUGACAAAUGAAAAGCUUCUAAACUUGCAUGCUGUAGCCAUACAAAACAACGAUGCACAGUUGGCUGAUUUUGUUGAAACCGAGUACUUGCAAGAACAGGUGGAAGCAAUCAAGAGGAUCUCGGAAUAUGUGGCUCAGCUGAGAAGAGUGGGCAAAGGACAUGGUGUCUGGCACUUUGAUCAAAUGCUCUUGCAUGAGGAGGAAGCUCUUGCAUGAUGGAGAAGAUAAGACUUUCAACUUUCGACAAGUACAAUGUCCUUUUGGGUGAUGUUUUCAGGGUAUAUUUUGGUAUUAGCUUUUCCUAUGAAAUAAUAUAAGAUGUUUUAGCAGAGUAGAGAGUCACGGAGUUUUGUACAUAUAAGACCAAAUCGAUGUAGUUAUCUGUGCUGCUAUUACUCUUUUAAGUACCUUCCUGGUGUUCAAAUCAGUUCAAUUUGCCUUAUGGUUUUGCUAGUUGUAACUUGGAAUUGAAGCGCCCUAGUGAACUCAAAAUGUAAAGUGAAAUUGUAAGUUUUGUUUUCGUUGGAUGCUGGCUCAUUCGGAGAAAGAAUAAAUGAUUGGAAUUGAGCUGAA